Pelecanus crispus (Dalmatian pelican) is the source of this 1161-nucleotide messenger RNA. NCBI's taxonomy places the organism in Eukaryota, Metazoa, Chordata, Aves, Pelecaniformes, Pelecanidae. The record is from RefSeq and is a predicted model, not a curated record.
GUGCAGAACAUCUCCCAGUCGAUGGAGGUGCUGGAUCUCCGGACCUACCGGGACCUCCAGUACGUGCGCAACACCGAGUCCCUGAUGAAGGGCUUGGACUCCAGGCUCAAAGUGGCUGCUGAGAGCCAGAAGAGCCUCAAUGCCAAGAGCUUCCAGGAGCUCAAGGACAAGAUGACGGAGCUGCUGCCUCUGAUGCCCGUCCUGGAUCAGUACAAGUCGGACACGAGGCUGAUCGUGCACCUGAAGGAGGAGGUGAGGAACCUCUCCGGGAGCUUGCUGGCCAUCCAGGAGGAGAUGGGCGCCUACGACUACGAGGAGCUGCAGCAGCGGGUGCUGAUGCUGGAGGCACGGCUGCACGCCUGCAUGCAAAAACUGGGCUGUGGGAAGCUGACGGGUGUCAGCAACCCCAUCACCAUCCGAGCAUCGGGCUCCCGCUUUGGGUCGUGGAUGACCGACACGAUGACGCCCAGCGCCGACAGCCGGGUGUGGUACAUGGACGGUUACUACAAAGGCCGCCGUGUCUUGGAGUUUCGGACCUUGAACGACUUCGUGACGGGACAGAACUUCGUGCAGCAUCUCCUGCCGCAUCCCUGGGCCGGCACCGGCCACGUGGUCUUCAACGGGUCCCUCUACUACAACAAAUAUCAGAGUAACAUCGCGGUGAAGUACCACUUCCGCUCCCGCAGCGUGCUGGUGCAGCGCAGCCUCGCCGGCGCCGGCUACAACAACACCUUCCCUUAUUCUUGGGGUGGUUUCUCUGACAUCGACUUCAUGGUGGACGAGAGCGGGCUGUGGGCUGUCUACACCACCAACCAAAAUGCCGGCAACAUCGUGGUGAGCCGGGUGGACCCCACGACGUUGGAGGUCCUGCGGAGCUGGGACACGGGUUACCCCAAACGAAGCGCUGGAGAAUCCUUCAUGAUCUGCGGCACGCUCUACGUCACCAACUCCCACCUUGCCGGUGCCAAGAUCUAUUUUGCCUACUACACAAACACUUCCAGCUACGAAUACACGGAUAUUCCCUUCCACAACCAGUAUUCCCACAUAUCCAUGCUGGACUACAACCCGCGGGAGAGGGUGCUCUACACCUGGAACAACGGUCACCAGGUCAUCUACAACGUCACACUCUUCCACGUCAUAAAGACAUCGGGUGAGCUGUGA